Drosophila nasuta is the source of this 619-nucleotide messenger RNA. It is a transcript of the gene mRpL23, whose product is annotated as mitochondrial ribosomal protein L23. Gene Ontology annotation, molecular function: structural constituent of ribosome. Lineage: Eukaryota; Metazoa; Arthropoda; Insecta; Diptera; Drosophilidae. Gene Ontology annotation, cellular component: mitochondrial large ribosomal subunit; ribosome. The transcript is spliced from 2 exons. Gene Ontology annotation, biological process: mitochondrial translation. The coding region runs from base 86 to 538 and encodes 150 amino acids. The record is from RefSeq and is a predicted model, not a curated record.
CGGGAAAACAGCUGUUUGUUUUUCUACUUAGCUUCAGUUCAAUUUGUAUUUUCUAUUUGUUAAAUAAUAUUCAAUUGAAUACAGUAUGUCCACACGCUGGUAUCCGAUUUAUCAACGCGGAAAUCCGCAACUACGAGUUUUCCUACCAAACUUCUGGAUGAAACUGGUGCGACCCACCGAGGAGCAGCCGGCUAAUGUAGUCACAUUUGCGGUGUCCACACAAAUGACCAAACAUGAUGUUAAAAACUAUUUGGAAAAGAUUUACAAAAUUCCCGUGGUGGAUGUGCGCACACGUAUAGCACUAGGCGACACCAAGCGGGAUCAGGUGUAUGGCUACAUCACCAAGAACGAGGAUGUCAAGUUGGCUUAUGUAACCAUGCCCAAAAAUGAAGCUUUCACGUUUCCCGACCUGUUUGCCAACAAGGCAGAGAAACAAGAGAAGGAUGAAAAGUCUAUGGACGAGUCCAAGCAAGGAUUCCGCAAAUUCUUGGAUCGCAAUAAGAAACGACCUGGCACGCCAGGAUGGUACUCUAUUUAGACAUAUAGGCAUUUUAUAGUUUAAUAACAUUUAUAUUUUGUUGAUGAGUAAACUGAAUUUAAAGCUCUGCUCCAAUUCCAA